Molecule: messenger RNA, 11405 nt
Organism: Xenopus tropicalis (tropical clawed frog)
Lineage: Eukaryota; Metazoa; Chordata; Amphibia; Anura; Pipidae
Gene: nova1
Product: neuro-oncological ventral antigen 1
Exons: 4
Coding region: 2750-4204 (484 amino acids)
Cellular component (GO): nucleus
Molecular function (GO): RNA binding; nucleic acid binding
Source: RefSeq, a predicted model, not a curated record
UAUGGCAUAUUAAAAGUUAACUAAAAGGUGAACAAACCUUUCUUAAAGUAAAUGACCCCUAACAGCUCAAUUAGUACAAGGGCAGAAAUGGCAAGUUACAACACCAUAAGGUAGAAAACAUUCAUUUAAACAUUAAUUAAACCCAAUAGGAUUGUUUUAACUCCAAUAAGGAUUCAUUCCAUGCUAGUUGGUAUCAAGUACAAGGCACUAAUUUACUAUUACAGAGAUUGAAUUUUGCAUUAUUUCGGAGCUCUCUGAAUAACAGGUUUCUGGAUAACAGAUAACACAUGUAUAGUGCAUCAAAUCUUGACUCCUCCUCAAAUCUUGACUCUUGAACCUACAAACAGGUUGGUCAGAUCCGGGCCUGGCUAUGGCUAUACGUCUGAGGGUUGCAAGCCUUUCUACGCAAUCUUUUAAUUUACUGCAGUGGACCAACUGCUAAAGAUCCAGGGAGCACUCAUGGAGGCAAGAGCAUGGCAACUAUUACCAUCUUAUUUACUAGUAUUGCAGCCAGGCAAGGGCAUUUGGCAGUGAACUAGUAAACUAGCUGUCAAUGGAAGUGCCUGUUUGGAAUAGUGCAAUCCCCAUAGCAAUUGCACCUUUAAAUAAUACUGUGGGGUCAGAAUGCAUUGGCCUAGAAAUAAUAGUUCACAAAUAAAGUUUAUUUGGGUUCUGUUAGGUUCUGGGAAGUAUUGGUGCCCAUAACGUAAAGUAGUUUAGUAUACUGGUGCCAUAUUUUCUCUACAGCAUGCAAAUAAAAUCAGUCAUGGGUAGGGUUAAUCAUACCAUAAAUUAUUAAAUUAAGUCAGAUUCUAUUUUUGCCGACCAUAGGGCUUAUUUACGAAUACUGUCAGUUGCUUUUUACCCACAAUGCAGUGUUUUCCCAAAUAAUUCCUGCGUAAUAGUGGGCACCUGAUAAGUAGUGCAGAUGUGAGUGCUAGGCACAUGCCCCUGUUGCUUUCUCUAAAUGUCUGGUAUCAGUGCUGAAGGGGGUACAAGGUGGGUUGGUUUGGGGUUGCAGAUUGGGUGGUAGUACAGGCACCUUUGUCUAGGGUGGAAGUACCUCUUGGCCUGGUUCUAAGAGUCCACUUCAACUUGCACGGGAUGCAACAUUUUUUGGAUUCAAGUUCCCUUGGUGCAAGUCAGUUGUGGCUACUGCUGCUAAGCAGCUAAGGGAACCCUUAAAUCAGUGCCAGAUCCAGGCUGAUGGUGAUUCUAGAUUUCUUUUGCUUACAACAAGUUGCAAAGGAGUGAUAAUACCUUUCAAAAUAGCAUCAAUGAGUUUAGUUUUGCCUCCAUUCUGCGUUUGUAAAUGAGCCGUCAUAUGCACUGUAUUUCUCCAGAAUGUCCUAUCUUUUGUUUGUUCCUCAGAAUCUUAAGGGAAUUAGGGUAUCAAACUAUAAAGUAAAGCGAUUUGGGUUGCUCAAGGCUAAUAUUAACCUUUCUUCAUAUUCAGCAUCUAUAUAACAUGCUUUUAAAUCAAUGCCUGAUAAAGACCCAAUCACCAUCUUGCAGCAGUUACAUGGGUGACACACAUGUAAUGAUAACUGAUGGGUGCCUUUCAUUCAGUACCCGUGUGGCUCUCUUGUUGGGAGAUAGCAGUGUAAUACUUGAUAUUCUGGCAUUGCACUGAUCCAUAAAAAUGGGUUUUUGUCAGGCACAUAAUUCAAACCUGACAUCUCCCUUUCAUUGUGAAAUGGUUAAUUUUUCAAGCAGGUGACUUCUAAAUUAUGGUUGAAUUAAUAAUGCAUAAUCAUAGCUGUUAGUGGCUGUAACUCGUCCUACCUACCUUUAGGUGCUGAGCGUGGAGCGAGAGAAUACAAAUGACAGAUCUGCUUCUCACUUGCCCUUCUUUUUUUUUUUUUUAUUUUGAACAAGCCCUCUGAAAGCGUGUGUGUGUUAUUUAUAGUCAUUAGAAUCCACCAGGGUGCAAGAGAAAUAUAAAAUGUAAUUUUGUAGUGAGAUAUGAGCACAGGUUUGGCAUGGUGCAUGCUAGGGCUGACCUACAUAGGUAGAGUAAAUGUAGGCAGCAUAGAGCCUUUGUGUGGGAUGCUGGGUUGGGAUGUGCUACAGCAGCAGUAGCAGCGGCAGCAGCAGCAUCCUUUCUAUACACAGACACUUCAGACCCCAGCCAGGAGAGGACAGAACGCUGGAGCACCAGCAGUCACAAGAGAGCCAGUGUGAGCAGCAGGCAGGGGGAUUAUUAGGAAACAAAAGAGAGAAGAGGGGGAGGAGAAAAGCAAGGAACCAAGUCAGAGCCUGCAAUCCGCACUGCUCCUCUCUCACACACAUACACAUCUUUCUCUCUCACUCUUUUCUUUUCCUCCUCGGCCCUUCUUCAUCCCCCCCUUCCUCCCCAUCACUGCACCCUCCCCUAUUCUCUGUGUCUUCCCAGCCUCCUGCUUUAUUUUCCGCCUGCCAUUUCUGCACUCCUCCCCCUCUCCUCUCUCUCUCUCUCUGUCUCCCUCUCUCUCUCUCUCUCCAUCCCUUCCUCCCCCUCCUGGCUUGUCUUUUAUUUAUUUAUUUUGGGCUGCUCUCCUGUCUCUCUCUCCCUCUUUCUCUGUUUUCCCCUUCUCCCUUGUAUUGCUGUGUCUGUAUUUUUUGAGGUGCAUCUGGGGGCUCCCUUUUGCAGUGCUUGCAGUGCAGGUAGUGGGGUCCCCCCCUCACUCUCCUCCUGCCUCAGCCUGUACCCCCACCCCCUGCCCCACGGUGUCCCCCUGUGCUCUCAGCCCUGCUGCAGCCUGUAAAGAUGAUGGCAGCAGCUCCCAUCCAGCAGAACGGGACCCACGGCGUUGUCCCCAUAGACCUUGAUCCCCCAGACUCCAGAAAGCGACCCCUGGAAGCACCCCCAGAGGCUGGAAGCACGAAGAGGACCAAUACUGGAGAAGACGGACAGUUUUUCCUGAAGGUCCUCAUUCCUAGCUAUGCUGCUGGAUCUAUCAUAGGCAAGGGAGGGCAAACCAUCGUCCAGUUGCAGAAGGAGACUGGGGCUACCAUCAAGCUGUCCAAAUCCAAAGAUUUUUACCCAGGAACCACAGAGCGGGUCUGUCUGAUUCAAGGCACCGUCGAAGCCCUCAAUGCCGUCCAUGGGUUCAUCGCAGAGAAAAUACGAGAGAUGCCACAAAAUGUGGCCAAGACUGAGCCCGUCAGCAUCCUGCAGCCGCAAACCACAGUCAACCCUGACCGAAUCAAACAGGUGAAGAUCAUUGUUCCGAACAGUACAGCAGGUCUGAUUAUUGGAAAAGGCGGCGCCACAGUCAAGGCUGUAAUGGAGCAAUCAGGUGCCUGGGUGCAACUUUCCCAAAAGCCAGAUGGCAUCAACCUGCAGGAACGGGUAGUGACUGUGAGCGGGGAACCUGAGCAGAACCGCAAGGCAGUAGAGCUGAUUGUGCAGAAGAUUCAAGAAGACCCACAGAGUGGAAGCUGCCUGAACAUCAGUUAUGCCAAUGUCACCGGGCCUGUAGCCAAUUCGAACCCAACAGGAUCUCCAUAUGCCAAUACUGCUGAGGUCCUUCCUACUGCUGCUGCAGCAGCAGGGCUUCUUGGACAUGCCAACCUUGCUGGGGUGGCAGCGUUUCCGGCUGUUCUAUCUGGUUUCACUGGCAAUGAUCUGGUCGCCAUCACAUCGGCCCUUAACACUUUGGCCAGUUAUGGCUACAACCUCAACACUCUGGGGUUAGGAUUGAGUCAAGCAGCGGCCACAGGUGCACUUGCAGCCGCUGCUGCCAGCGCUAAUCCAGCUGCAGCUGCAGCAGCAAAUCUACUAGCUACAUAUGCAAGUGAGGCAACUGCAGGGGGUGGAACAGCGGCUGGAGCGGCGGGGACGUUUGCUCUGGGAAGCCUAGCUGCUGCCACUGCAGCAACCAAUGGAUAUUUUGGGGCUGCGUCCCCCCUAGCUGCUAGUGCCAUCCUGGGGACUGAGAAGUCAACGGACGGCUCAAAGGACGUAGUAGAAAUUGCAGUCCCAGAAAACCUGGUAGGUGCCAUUCUUGGCAAAGGAGGAAAGACAUUGGUGGAGUACCAGGAGUUGACUGGCGCUAGGAUACAGAUUUCAAAAAAGGGGGAAUUUGUCCCCGGCACCAGAAACCGAAAGGUUACCAUUACAGGCACCCCAGCUGCAACACAAGCCGCACAGUAUCUAAUCACGCAACGAGUCACUUAUGAGCAAGGUGUCCGGGCAGCCAACCCACAGAAAGUGGGUUAAACGCCCACCACCCACCCACCCCCGCCCCUUUCCCUUACCUGGAUGUUAACUUAAUUGUCCCCCUCCCCUUCUUCUUUUCAUGGAUGUACUGUAUUUUUGCAGGAGCGAUUUAUAUUUUAUAUUUUAUUUGAAUUUUCUUUUUUGUUUUAGUUUUGUUAUUGGCAGGGGAAGUGCGCGUCGGGUUAUUAAUAUAUUAUUAUGCAAAUGAACGCAACAGUGUUGACAAAGCGCAUCUGUAAAUAAUACAUGUUCUGCGGAUGUUUCAGAGAGGGAUUUUUUUUAGUGUUUUUUAAAUUUUUUUAAUUUUAUUUUUUUUUUUAUUUGAAGAUUUUUGACAAGUUAUCUCUCUCUCUUGUUAAGGUUUUAUUGUUUACGCGUCAAAAGUAAGUUUUUUGAAGCCUGCCAUUUUACCAGCAUCGUUGUAGUUGAAUAUGAACUGAAUGUAAACAUGAAGUGGCGCGUAGGUUUUUAACCCUGUGAGUGCUGAAGAGUCCAGUAGUACAUUGCAGAGCCACGUGUUACUGGUCCCAUCAGAGCCGCAAGGUAAUCAGUAUUAGUCCUAGGUGACACUCUAACUGAACUACUGUAUUGCUGGGAAACAGCAGGGGAAUUGGGUGGGUGAGAUACCUAUUAAAAAAAGGGAGUAAGGAAAAAUCAAAAGCACUGUCCAACUUCACUCUCACAUCCUGCCCUGGGGUGGCAGGGUACGAGGGGGGGAAAAGUUUUGGAAUAAUAAAAAAAAAGAAAAAAAUAGUUUUAAAUUAAAACAAAAAGAUAUAUAUAUAUAUUAUCAAAAAGCAAUAUAGUUGCAAAAAAGCACUGUAAAAUAUAUAUUAAAAUGGUUAAAACUGUGGAAAAAAAAGAACCUUUUUGAUAAGUUUACAGAUCAGUGUCUUCAUAACAACCUGUAUAAUGAUGAAUAUUCCGGCUGGCCAGCCUACAGAUCUAUAAUUUUAUAAUCUGUGGAUCCCAUCAGGUUUACCUCUUCUGAUGGGUGACAUCUGAUUUUUGCAUGAAAUUGUGUGAAUUUUUUCGUUUUUUCCUUCAUUGGGUUUUCCUUCCGCCCUUCCACGCUCAAAUCUUUAAAAUAUCCAGUCUCUGACCCUUGUAGUUUUAAAAUUGUUUUACGCCACUUUUGAUUUUCCUCCUUCUUCAUUCUGAUUACAAGGCCUUCACCCUUCACCCCUCUGAAGGGUAGGCCAAUAGCUUUUGAGAUGGCAUUCCAAUAGAGACUUUUCAGGUAAUGUACAAGUGAGUGUUAGUGCUAAUUUUCGUAUGUUCUUGACUUUAAGCCACUUUAGCUUGUGUGUACUGCAUACAGGUACACAUGAGUACCACUGCCACCAAUAAUGUACAUAUCUGGCAAAGUCUUCACCUCAGCAAUGAUUUCCCAGUGAAGUUUGUUAUCAGAGUGAAGAAGCAAGUACCAACUGUAGAGUUAUAUAAUGGUUUAAUUUGGGGGUACACGAGACUGGGGUUUUAACUUGACCCUGCAGUGUCUGGCCAGCCAUGCACCAGUUGAUCCAUUAACAUCCUCCCCUUUAGACAUAGAGCUGUGCUGUGAGCGUAUUGGAUAUUUUCUAAGCCAAACUACGCGCACACACAAAAAUAAAGUGCCAACUGUUAGCUGAUGAGGUUUCAUUAUCCGCAACGACUUAGCGAGGGCGUUGCCUUUUAAAACGCUUCUGAUUGUGUAUAAUUUUAACACUAGCGAUCUCUUAGUGUUGUCAAUGUAGAUUUUACUGUGAACAGUAUCUGUGAUUUUUAGCUGUUUUUGAUCCCUCCGGGGCAAGGCUAAACCAGCCGCCGCAGGCUCCGAUAGUCGUUUACCUGCAUGUUCUUUUUCCGUGGGGCAUCUUUAUGUCGGCUUCAGUCAGUACUUCCCUGCAUGCUCGUUUAGCUGAGGUAGAGUUCAUUUCCGGCGUGUGUCCACCUGUCGCAGCGCAGGUUCCUCCAAAGGCCAUUCUUUUCUUUUACUUUUAGAAUAAGCCUUUUUAUGUUUUUCUUAUUUUUUGUUCUCCAAUUGUCACCUCCUUCAUGUUUCCGAGUGCCAACUAGCCAGAUCAUUAUGUUAACCUCUGCAUUUGGGCCACCUCAAGCCACUGAAAACGUGGCUGUUCAUAAACCCAGCAUCUUCUCAUGCUAUGCAUGCAGUCGUAAAAAAAUUCAAUGGACAAGGAAGUAAUUUAAGAAAAAAACACACAAAAAAACAUAAAAAAAUAGUAAAUAAUAAUACUAAAAAAACUAAAAUGCUGGCUACCUCUGGAUCAUCAGGCUGAGAAACCCCAAACAACAGUUUUCCUUCCAUCUCAACUUCAACCCAUUGAUAACGUCCAUCAUAACCAACUCAGUGACAUUUUCCGCUGCUCCUCCUGUGCAACCAAUAACUGAACAAUGAUUGUGAUGUCCUCUCGUCUGGCUUCUCGUCCAGCAUCUCUCUUUCUGAACUGUGAUCCUUUAUUAUUAUUUCGUUCUGUUUACCUUUUUUCUGUUCAUUGAACUUAAAAAUGACCUACAUUACCAUGUUAGUUUGACAGUCUGUCAACAGUGUCCCCUUUUGGUGGACACUUGGAAUUUUGGAGAAAUUAUCUAUCAACUCCCGUUCUUUCCUGCAUUUCCUUCAUUUCCCUCCCCCACCAUCCUUCCCUAGUUUCCUACCUCCCUGUUUUAGUCCACUGUUAUAAACCUUUCCAAAGCUCGGGGGGCCUGUUAUGCAUUGAUGCGUUGAACUUUAGAAUGCGUAGCAGACCCAUCUGGCUGGAAGGCCUUCAGCCAUUCCAAUCUGAUGAUCAAGUCAAUGAUUCUGUUUUCUUCUUUUCCUCCCAUUUUCACUUUCUCUUUGAUUACAGAAAACCAUUUUCAAGAAGAGAAAACUGAUAUAUAUUAAAAAAGGAAUGAUAUUGCUUGUUUUUUUUUUUUCAAAAAAAUGGAAAGAGCAAUUCUGUCGUACAACUGUGUUUUAAUUGGUAAUGGUUAUUUAUCGUUAAUAGUCUCUGUAGCUCUGUAAGUUUUUAUGACAAUACAGUGUAACUAGUGGUUAGCCGAUGAUGCGAAUAUAUUUACUCAUAUCAUUAUAAAUGUGCUUUGUUCAUCCUGUACCAUCACUGUCUCCCGUCUCAUUAUUUUUCCUUGCAUGUCACUAGUUUCAAUUCAUUUAUAAUACAUUAACAGUGAAUAAUACCUGUCAGAUUUAUUUUCCCCACUGUCCUGGUGUGAGCAGGUGCACCAACACAAAGCUCCAGCUCAUCAGCUUUUCAUGUGCAGAUUUCUUCCUUUCAAAAUGAACAUGCUGCAUUAGAGAGAAUUGUCGCACUCAGUGGAUGCCUCCCCGGUUACAGCUGCCAGCUUCUUUAUGGCUAGUCCCUGGCACCCACCACCAACAGAGCUCUACUAUCAUAUACACUGUUGUCAGCUGAUGAUUGCAGGGCACCACACACAAUCUCCAUGGGUCCUUGUAUAUCUAAAGUUACCUUUCAUUCUCUACAGAGAAAGGGACUGCAUAACAUAAUUGUUAUAACUCCUCUGUACUGUGCAGCAUAUUCAUUUCCUUAUUAAAAGAAGGCAGUGCAACUUUAUCCUGAAAUAGGAAAUGCUGCUUCAGACUCUAAAAACAAAAAGGGAUGAUUUAGGCAGACAGGUGGUUUUAGAGGGGUUGCUUAGUUUUUUCUUAUCUUUUUAUCCAGGGUGGGAAAAAACAUUGCAGCUCCUCCAACCCUGUCUAUACCUUAUUAUCAAUUUUCUUGGGGGAGCCGUACAUUCCACUGACAAACAAAGGCUAGUACCAUCAGGGUACGCACAGUCAGCCACCGACGGGUUUACUUAACAUGGCUGUUGAUAUGUUGUACAACGCCUGACAAUAGGGGGCUAAUACAGACUAAGGAGAAUCAUGGAAGAUUAAAUGACAGGGUAAAACGGGUAUCCCAUUUUAAGGAACUAGUACUGUUCUUGGUAGAAGACAAUGUGAAGUGCAUUAAGGGUAAAAGAGUAGAAGGAUUUUUUUUUUACUUUACUACCAAAUAUAAUGUGUUUAUAUUUAUGUAUUUUGGUUCAGGAUCUACUGGCUCCUACUGUAUAUGGUACCAAGACGUUCUGUAGAAACACAUAAAAAAGAUUUGUGAAGGUUGUUGGUCCAUACCUGGCCCUAAUAUGGAGUAGAAAAAAAUGGAAGGAGCAACAUCUAUUCAAUACUUCAAAGAAAAGCCAUAAUAAAUACUAGGAUUUGCAAAAAAAAAACAAACAAAAAACACAUAAGGGCAGUUGCUUUAUCAAUAUAUAUCAAAGAGAGCUGAACAGAAUCCCAAAUACAUUAACUCCCAUAACUGAAGCCAGUUAAAUAACAAAGCACAUGCAGUCAUUAUACAUCCACAUAUUCAGGGCAUUGUUGGAGGUAGGUAGAUGGUACCAAAUACAUUAUUUAUACAAAGAGAAAUUUAUAAUGUAUAAAAUCUUAGAGCUAUAUUGUCCUUUGAAGGCCGUACUACAUAUCAACAGCAAAGGAACCUCUAGCUCAGGAGGUUCUUCAAAACAUUCCAUUGCAGUGAGAGGGUUUAAAAUCAUCUUUAGCAUAUGAUUAUUUCAAUGGAUCCAUUACCUUCUGCUCAGUCCAGAAAGUCUGGCAGAAAACACCACUGUUCAAACUUCUCCAUGAGAAGGGGUUGGUUCCCUGGAAACGUUUACUCGUCACUCAUUCCGACUCAUACCCAGCACCACGUCUCAAAACGGAUAAACUACACAAGAACUUGCUUUUGUCUUGUAAAAGAAUGCCCAACCCAUUCAUGUCUUGACACUGUGCUUCCUUACAGCAUCACCAUUAACUCAGCUUCACUCAUAGAUUCUUCGCACUCAGCACCUCCUGUACAAUCUUAUCUUACCCCCUUCAUCCCUCAGCACAAUACUAUGGAAGUGAUGCAAAGUGGCACUGUUCACCUAUCACAUUCUCCAGUAAAGAGCCAUAAAGAAUCCUGUGGUUGUUAAUAUUUCAAAGCAAUCUGGGUUUGGUAGACCUAUCUUUAAUGUGGGUUCUUAAGAGGAAACGAUACUUCUGUUAUUAGUGCAAUAUUUUAUUGGAACAACAGGAAUUUUUCCAUAACUGCUCUGAAUGAGUCCUAGUCAUUUCAUCGUAGCAGGCCACCUUUGCUUUUUUUAUUCUAACAAUAAUUGUAAUUAUAAGAAAGAGAUGCCAUACAUUAAAGCCUUAAUUUGUGACUCUAGGUAACAAGUAUAAAAAAAAAUCUAUAGUUAGUUUUGGGUUCUUUUAGAGUUGGGGGUAUAAAUCAGUCACUAGUAUGCUUUGACAAAUUAUUUCUGUCCUAGCAUUAUCCAAGAAUUGGACCUUCAGGAUUGACCUGACAUUGCCAUGGAUACAGAGCCUUUGCUGGUCUGCUCAGCUGUCCUUUGGAAUACCUAAUUCACCCUUUAUGUAAAAAAAAGCUUAUUUCAGACCCUGAUUGACAUGAAAAUAAUGCAUUUUGCAGCACAAACCUCUUAUCUGGUAACAGAGGUCCUCAGUUACAAGAUCCUGCAGUUCAGAAGAGGCUAUUGUUGAUUUGCUAUUCCUUUUGGCUGUAAUUAUAGCUGUAUUCAUAUUACACAGAGCAGCCUGUGUGCCCAAGACUACAACUGUGAAGUGAUAGAUUGUAGUAAAGAGGUUACAACUAGAGGCUUGAAUUAAAGCACAGAGCGAUCUUGUGAAACUGUUUGACCCAAUCAUUUGAGGCUGGAAUAUUAUGCACAUUUUUAAAUUCAAGGAUUAUCCCCCUAAUCCAUGAACGUUAAUGCUUUGUAUGGGUUAAUCAUUUAUGUCAGUUUGGGGUGAUUUAAGGUAGAUGUGCCAAACUCAGUGCACAAAUUUAGUCAAGGGAAAUGGUGAGGUGGCCGUGAGCAUGUUUAUUUGAUGGAUGUUCUGGAAUAUAGAACAGUCUUAAUAAAAUUCCAUAUAAUAUGCAUAGGCCUUAUAAAUAACUAAAAGAACCAGUCAAACGAUAUAAAUACUAUAUAGGUAUUUAUAUAAAUAUAGAAUGUAGAGUUUUAUUUUGUUUUAUGCCUUAUUUCUUUUACUGAGGCAGAACUGACUGUGGGUUCUUCACUGCAGUUAUAUAAUAAAGUAUAUAGCUGAAAGCACAAUGAAUAUAUAUAUAUUAAGGGUCACUUUGCUGUCUAUUCUCUUUAUGGACUAAGACCCAACUAAAUGCAUUUGAUUUCCCUGCUUUGUUGAGGGUGGGGGAGGGAGCUCUUAAGAUGAAGAACACCACGUUUCCCGGUGACUCCUUAAUGGCUUUCUCUUUUCAGGGACACUUUCAAUCAAUAUUUCAUUUACUUUGCUGUGAUUGAAUGGGCAUUGGGCAGCACAAUACCCUUCGCAGUUUUAACCGUUUCAUUCUUGUAAUGCACUGCACAGUUUAUGGCCUUCAAUUGAACACUUAUUGGUAUAAAACUGCUUACUGCACUCAAAUGGCACCCCAGACAGUUCCCACUGUGUGAGCAUUAAACAUGGGUUUUGGAGACAUGCUCUUGAAAGUCAAAGUGUGGGUUCUAUUCCUGCCUCAAACAUAGGGCAAACACAGUAUAUCCCUUUGUUAGGGGCAACUGUGUCACUAACAUUGCUUAACAUGGAAGACAUUACUUGAUGGCACAGAAUAAAUGUCAGCUCAUAAAGUCUGGAAAUUCUAUAGGGGGUGACAGAUUUCUGUAACUGUAAUUCAAUGCACAGAACCUGAAAUUUCAUUCCACUUUCCCCUUCACUUUCUUCACUCCCUCCUGUCACUACUUUUCUUUCCAAAUUUGAAAUAUGUGCUCUCCAGUCCAUAAAUGUGUUCAUGGGCAAGGCAAUCAAACAAUAGAAACCAAUAAAAUGCUCCAGCCUAGCCAGUUUGCAGGUUUACCUUUUGCCAAAAUAGCUAUUAGAAUUUUCCAUCCAUUCCAGUUCAUGGGGGGAGCUGAACUCAUAUUUUAAUGUCCGCACAUAAACAUUUGUCUUUCUUUCUCAAAGGUUCUAAGGGUCUGUGGAACUUUCAUCAAGGAUUUAUCUCUGGUGAUAGCUUAAGUUGCCCUGUCUAGCAGUCCAUUCAGUGUCAGAGGAAUGUACAACACCUUGUAUUGCAUGGACUCAUCACAACAGAAGGGCUAUAGCCCCUUUUCUGCUCUUCCCACAAACCUGUUUCUCAUUGCAUCUGUAAUGAACGGUUAUUAAACGCUACCAUGC